Molecule: messenger RNA, 1348 nt
Organism: [Candida] anglica
Lineage: Eukaryota; Fungi; Ascomycota; Pichiomycetes; Serinales; Debaryomycetaceae
Source: the annotation of a GenBank genome assembly
UAAAAAUAUGACAUCCACUAACUUUGAACUUGUUCAACUAGACGAUGUUGAUUUGAUAAAGUUUACCAGAGAGCAAAAUGGAUCAGCAUGGAGAGGACUGUUAACUCCGGAGCAAUAUAUAGAAAGAGAACUGGUACUCGGAAAGUCAAAAAUGGCAACAAAAGAUGAUAAUAAAUUACUAGUAUUCAUGUUGAGAGAUAAAUCUGACACACUGAAGCGACUUUGCUCCAUAGAGCUUCUCAUUAGGAAAUCAUGGGUUUAUAAGUACGUUGAUAAUGCCGUUCAACGUAAAAGUGUCCUCUCCGGAUGCAUUGGGGGUGUAUUCACAUACCCAGAACACAGAGGUAAGGGGUAUGCAGCUAUUAUGGUUGAUGAACUUGUUCAUUUGGCAAAAAGUAAAUUAUUGGGUCCAGAUGGAUUUGUCUUUUUGUAUUCAGAGGUUGGUGAAUAUUACACAAGAAAUGGUUUUAAAUCUUUUGCAGUACCACUAGUUAAAGUUCCAAUUGGCGAUCAUACAAGUAGCCCACCUAUUAAAUUUGAUCACAUCUAUGAAUUGCUUCAUUAUAAACAAUUUGAAGAGAUCCUUGACAUCCAUAAUUCGCAGUUUAAUGCAAAACUCGCACAACUCACUGCAACUGAUUUUAAAUCAAGGGUUGCUUUAGAUCCAACUGUUGAUAUUGUUGACUGGUUUCAUCUUAGAGCGAAGUUUAUAUCAUCAAAGUUGUUUUAUAAAGAUAAUUUUGAAAAUCUAUCCAACUUGUCUUAUGAUCAAAUUCUUGAAAAGUUCCACAAAAUCGAUCCAGAUAUUUUUGGAAUCAAGUCAACAUCUGACGGAAAGUUUGUUGGUGGCAUUAUUUGGACCUAUGACUGGUCACUCAAUGAAGAAACAAAUACUUAUGAAAAUAAGGCUACGAUUUUGAAGAUCAUAGUUGAUGAGAAAGUUCAUGUUGAUGAUAUCACUAAAGAUUUGAUAUUAAAAAUGAAGUUAUAUUUGGAAUCAGAAAAUACUCAUGAAUGCUUAAAAAUAAUCAACCAAUUUGUAUUGUGGGAAUCUGAAGUCAGCGAAGAAGUGUUGUCUUGGUUAACAGGCAACUUGAAUGCUACGAGGAACCAUGAAAAUGGUUCUAGAAGUGCCAUUUUAAUGAAUAAUGAUCUGGAUGAUAAAGAUUUGAAAGAUGGCAAUUUGAUUUGGGAAGGUAACGAUAAGUUGCCAUGGUUUUAAAAUUUUACAUGUAUAUAGAGAUUAACUAUAAUCUAAGUGAAAUGUAGAUAAUUUCAUAAAAAAAUACUGUCCUAAAAUGUCACAUCAAUAAAAUUCUAAUCUAUUCCACGAACCACUUUAUAUAAC